Lacerta agilis (Sand lizard) is the source of this 1419-nucleotide messenger RNA. RefSeq names its product acyl-coenzyme A thioesterase 1-like. The coding region runs from base 46 to 1317 and encodes 423 amino acids. The transcript has 3 exons. Gene Ontology annotation, molecular function: fatty acyl-CoA hydrolase activity. NCBI's taxonomy places the organism in Eukaryota, Metazoa, Chordata, Lepidosauria, Squamata, Lacertidae. The record is from RefSeq and is a predicted model, not a curated record. Gene Ontology annotation, biological process: fatty acid metabolic process; acyl-CoA metabolic process.
CCAAGCCGACCAGCGCAGAGCGCCGCCUACACUAACGCCUGCCUCAUGGACGCCCGCAUCGACUUCUCCCCCGCCGGCCGGAGCCUCUUCGACGAGCCGCUGGGCAUCUCGGUGUUGGGGCUGCAGCCCCAGCAAGAGGUCACGCUCCGGGCGUCGCUGCAGGACGAGACCGGGGUGCUCUUCGAGUCUCUCGCGCUCUACCGGGCGGACAGCAGCGGGCAGCUGGACCUGAGGCGCUCGCCGGCGCUGGAGGGCGGCAGCUUCUCCGGCCUGGAGCCCAUGGGGCUGCUGUGGGCGCUGAAGCCGCGCAAGCCCUUCAGGCGGCUGGUGAAGCGCGACGUGCAGCGCCCCUUCAGCCUGGAGCUGGAGGUGCUCGAAGGACACGGAGAGGGCCUCGCGGGAGGCGUCCUCGCCAAGGGCGCCCACGAGAGGUGCUUCCUGCGCGCCGGCGUCCAGAGGAUCCCCGUGCGGGACGGGCGGGUCCGUGCCACCCUCUUCCUGCCCCCGGGUGAUGGUCCCUUUCCUGGAAUCAUUGAUAUUUCAGGAGCUGGAGGAGGACUUCCAGAAUACCGAGCCUGUCUGAUGGCCAAUUAUGGCUUUGUAACAUUAGCAUUGGCCUAUUAUGCUUAUGAAGAUCUUCCCAAAGAUAUGAAGGAAUUUCAUCUGGAGUAUUUUGAAGAAGCUCUGAACUAUAUGCUGAAACAUCCAAAGGUUAAAGGUCCAGGAGUUGGACUCCUGGGACACUCAAAAGGUGGUGACCUGUGUAUUUCUAUGGCCUCUUUCUUAAAGGGUGUCACUGUUACAGUCACUAUUAAUAGCUCUGUGGCCAAUAUAGCUACGGCACUGCACUACAAGGACAUCACCAUUCCACCUCUUGGUUUCAAUUUAGAGCGGGUCAAAAUUGACAAGUCUGGUGUUGCUGACAUUUUGGAUGUCCUGAACAACCCACUUGAGGGCCCCGAUCGCCAAAGUUUUAUUCCAUUGGAGAAGGCUGAAGGACGUUUCCUCUUCAUCAUAGGCCAGGAUGACCACAACUUUAAGAGCGAAUUCUUUGCUGUGGAAGCCUCCAAGCGGCUACAGGCUUAUGGAAAAGAAAAACCUGAGAUAAUUUGCUAUCCUGGAGCAGGACAUUAUAUUGAGCCUCCAUAUUUUCCUAUGUGUGCAGCUUCAAUGCAUUUCAUGGUGAGCAGACCAGUGAUCUGGGGAGGGGAACCCAGGGCUCAUGCCGCAGCACAGGUGGAUGCAUGGGGACGGAUUCAGACCUUCUUCCGCAAACACCUCGAUGGAAAACAAGGUGAAGAACGCAGCAAGCUCUGAGAAUGUUGCUCAGAAGAGGUGUUUUAUCAGAUAACGGGUGUGUGGCCAAUUGUUUUUUGUUCCUGUUCUUAUAUAUAACAAUAAAUCUAUUUGAUAUAACAA